Sphaeramia orbicularis (orbiculate cardinalfish) is the source of this 972-nucleotide messenger RNA. It is a transcript of the gene maip1, whose product is annotated as matrix AAA peptidase interacting protein 1. The coding region runs from base 14 to 757 and encodes 247 amino acids. Gene Ontology annotation, cellular component: mitochondrial inner membrane. The record is from RefSeq and is a predicted model, not a curated record. Gene Ontology annotation, biological process: protein insertion into mitochondrial inner membrane from matrix. Gene Ontology annotation, molecular function: ribosome binding. The transcript is spliced from 5 exons. NCBI's taxonomy places the organism in Eukaryota, Metazoa, Chordata, Actinopteri, Kurtiformes, Apogonidae.
CUGAGGAACAAAUAUGGCGCUGCCCAUGUUCAGAGGUUGUUGUCGGUUGCCAGUGACUUCUAGUAUUAAUCGUUUAUUCCUUCAGGAGCGGUUCUCCGUUAGUCUAGCCGGCAGGACCCGGCUCCUGCCCUUUUUAGCUCCGGGUGUCGUAGCGGCGGCGGCUGCGGUCCGUCCGUACAGCUCCGACCAACAAAAACAAAAACAGAAUGUGGUCGUGGUCGGCAUCCCGAACCCUUUCAUCUGGUUCCGCACCAGGAUUUACUAUUUUCUGAUCAGGGCUUACUUCGAUAAGGAGUUCACCAUUGAGGAGUUCACGGAGGGAGCCAAACAGGCCUUCUCUCAUGUCUCCAGACUGCUGUCACGGUGUCAGUUCGAAGCCCUCGAGGGGCUCGUUGCUAAAGAUCUGAUUGGAAAGCUAGAGGAAAAGUGCAACUUGUUGCCUUUGAACCAUAAGAAAGCCCUGUCUGCAGAACCAGAUGAGAUUAUGUAUACAACGCCUGGAGACGUGGGCAUUUACUAUGACGAUAACGGGAGAAAGUUUGUGAGUAUUCUGAUGCGGUUUUGGUAUCUGACAAAUGCACAUCUUCCUGAGGACACUGUAGAGGGAGCUCGGAUCUUCCAAAUAGCCAUCGGGGAGGGAGAAGCAGAAACAAAGAGACUGCUGACGGCAAACUAUGAGUUUCAAAGGGAAUUCACUAAAGGAGUGGCACCAGACUGGACCAUUACGAGGAUAGAACACUCCAAACUUUUGGAUUAAGCACAGUUUGGAUUUCAGAUGCAUUGUACCAGUGAAAACUACUCAAAAACUAAAGGAAAGCCAGGCACAGCUCCGGUUUCACCUUGAGACCAGAAGAAAAUGCCUUGGAUACAUUCAUUGUUCACUCUAAAAGACAUUUGAGCUGCACUCAUUUGUUCCCCCUCCUCCAAAAAAAUUACUGAUGUCCAAGAAACUAAUAAAGGACUUGUUGUGUA